AUGAGGUUUAAUAGAGCCAAAUGCAAUGUCCUGCACCUGGGCUGGGGCAACCUCCGGUAUCAAUACUGGGAAACAGGGGACAAAGGGAUUGAGAGCAGCGCUGUGGAGAAGUACUUGGGGGUGGAUGAAAAACUGGAUCAUAAAGCGUUUGGAAUUUCCAUUGAAACGGAUAACAAAAACGUAAAAGCAGAGGAGUUUAAGGAGGCUAUUCUUAGUUGCAAGCACAAAUUUUCAAAAGAGGUGAGCGUAAGAAUAGAAUGGAAGAAACUCCAGCCUCAAGGUGUCUCAUUUGUCUACUACAAUAAUGAAUUUACAGGUGAUCUUCGAGGCCGAGCAGAGAUGCUGAAUACAGGAAUCCGUAUUAGGAAUGUGACUAGAAAGGAUUCUGGGACCUACCGCUGUGAAAUCAGUGCAAGGAGUGAUGAGAGGCAACACGUGGGAGAGGCUAUUAUUACUCUCACAGUAUUGGUUGCUCCAACUACUCCAGUAUGUGAAAUACCCAGCUCCGCAAUGACGGGAACGGUCGUGGAACUGAGCUGUAAGGAGACUGAGGGGUCUCCUCCCUCAGAGUACCAGUGGUACAAGAAUGGUGUUGCCUUACGCGAAAAGACAGGAACAGGCAGUGCUAGAGCAGCAAACCUAACUUACACCAUGAAUAGAAAGUCUGGCACACUGCUAUUUAAUACAGUUACAAAGAAUGACACUGGAGAGUAUUUCUGUGAAGCCUUCAAUGGGAUUGGAUUAUCUCGGAGAUGCUCAGCGAAGCGAAUGCAAGUUGAUGACCUUAAUAUAAGUGCUAUCAUCGCUGCAGUAGUAUGUGUGGCUCUGGUAAUGUCAUUGUGUGGCCUUGGAGUAUUUUAUGCCCAAAAAAAGGGCUACUUUACAAAGGAAAGCUCUUCCCAAAAGAAGACAAACUAUCAAUCUACAAGUGAAAAGGAUUUCAAGCAUACAAAAUCCUUUGUUAUUUAG
Chaetura pelagica (chimney swift) is the source of this 969-nucleotide messenger RNA. RefSeq names its product junctional adhesion molecule 2 (gene JAM2). NCBI's taxonomy places the organism in Eukaryota, Metazoa, Chordata, Aves, Apodiformes, Apodidae. Gene Ontology annotation, biological process: leukocyte tethering or rolling. Bases 1 to 969 code for a protein of 322 amino acids. Gene Ontology annotation, cellular component: cell surface; tight junction; protein complex involved in cell adhesion. The record is from RefSeq and is a predicted model, not a curated record. The transcript has 10 exons.